Messenger RNA from Macrosteles quadrilineatus (aster leafhopper), 7064 nucleotides. RefSeq names its product protein sarah-like. Gene Ontology annotation, molecular function: nucleic acid binding; calcium-dependent protein serine/threonine phosphatase regulator activity. Bases 143 to 847 code for a protein of 234 amino acids. Gene Ontology annotation, cellular component: nucleus; cytoplasm. Gene Ontology annotation, biological process: calcium-mediated signaling. NCBI's taxonomy places the organism in Eukaryota, Metazoa, Arthropoda, Insecta, Hemiptera, Cicadellidae. The record is from RefSeq and is a predicted model, not a curated record. The transcript has 5 exons.
UGGUUGCUGUUCUAUUAUUUUGUAGGAGAAAGAUUUGUGGCUAAUGUAUAUAAAAUGUUGAUAUUUUGACUAAUGAUUAGUUUAGAGCUGUGACCAAUAACUGUUACCUUCACUUAUCAGCGUUCAACUUACUUGGCUUGUCAUGGACGAGGGGAGAAUGAGCGUGGAUUCAGAUGAAGGGGAAAUGAUAAUCAAUGAGAUUGAUGGCUUGCCCAAUCUUCACCCUAACUACAAUGAUCUUCAAUUAAAUCAGCCUACAUCCCAAAUCGAGCCUAGGACCAUUGAUGAGCUUAUACAUGAUGAGGAUUUGCCAAUGUCUGUAAUUGUUACCAACUUGGAUAACUCCCUUUUCAAAAAAGACGAUCUCAAGAAAGAAAUAGAAGCAUUGUUCAAGCAGUUUGGUGAAGUAGCGACUUUCCAGUACUUCCGCAGCUUUAGAAGGAUGAGAGUCAACUACAGCUGUCCUACGGCUGCGGCUAAAGCAAGAAUCCAAAUGCACCAAACCCAAUUUCUCAACUCCAUCAUUAACUGUUAUUUCGCUCAGCCCGUGACACCUAUAGAUGCAGCAGAUCAGCAUCUACAGCCACCUGCGCUCACUAAACAGUUUCUCAUCUCGCCGCCUGCCUCUCCUCCUAUUGGCUGGGAGCCGAGAGAUGAGGGGGAACCACUCGUCAACUACGAUCUGCUCGCAGCUAUUGCCAACCUCACUCCAGGGGAGACCCACGAGCUUCACGCUGCGUCUGGCAGUCAGCCUGGCAUUGUCGUACAUGUCUGUGAGGAAGGCGUCACUGCGGGAGUUAAGGGAGCACGAAUAGCCCACACACGCUGCCCUCAACCCGACAACUGAAUCAGUUAUUCUACUAGUUGAAGUAAUAUAAUUUUGCAUAUCAUGUAAUUUGUGAUUGUUCACAUCGGUUCUUUGGUACAGUAGACCCUCUCUAAAUCGUAUCAUCCGCUGGGAUUGUCAGCCCCUGCUCGAGCUAACCCUAAUUAAAUGGUUGUUGCUUUUCUUGGAAUCUAGAGAUUUUCGCUUCCAUCCUAAUUGCAGUAAUAACUUAGAGUCGUUCCCUGACAGGCUGUUUUUCUUUUAAUUUUCAAUACUACUCGAGUACAGUAUAUUAUAUUUUAUAAAACUUUGCAUUUAACCAAACAUUUAUUCUGCUGAGUUGUUCACAAGAAUAGUAUCAAUAAUUUAUUGAUUCAUUUUAUACAGUUGCAUGUUUUAGCUAACCCAGGCGCGGUCUCGUAAGGGUUGGGUUAAGAGAGCGUGUACUGUACCUAUAAAUUACCAUCGACAAUGAGAAAAAACAUAUAUAAAAUUAUUAGAGCUUGAUUGUCAACCGAUUCAGUUUCAGUUCGGCUUGUAGUCUAAGACGAAGAUUAGUAGCAGUGUUAGCUGGGGUUCAGAAUAAGAGAUGUUAGACUAUUUUUUAAUGUUAGUUGUUAACGAGUCAGAUUUAUAAAUGAUACUUAUGAUAGGAUGAUGUAAAUAUGUGAUGUAUAUAUUUGUGUUUUGUUUCAAAAGAUUUUCCUAACGGACUCUAUUUAUUUUAGUGUUAAGUGUGCGCUUGACUUAUAUAAAUAAUGUUAAAAUACGAAUUAGUUGCGUCUAGUUAGUUGCAAGCUAAGAGAGUCGACGCUUUUAUAUAUUGCUUUUUAAAGAGUAGUGUAUUUUGAAUUUCACUGUCAAAAGUCAAGUUAACUUUGAUGUCAGUUUACAUACAUCUUAUAGGAGCAAGCAACAAAUGCUUUAUUAAAAGUGUAGAUGAUUUCACUCUAGCUUAAUUCUUACAGUAAUAUAUUUUUUUUAAUUAUUCAACGAUCUUUUUCGAGUUUAAAGUUUGCAAAGAUUUACUUAUAACUGGUCCGUUGGAUCUUUUUGUGAUGGCUUUGUAUUUUAUUAAGUUUAUUUUACAAUUUAAUUUUUAAAACAAUUCCCUUCACCUUUAAUAUGUUUUUACCAAUGAGUAAAAUAUUACAAAUCAUUGUUUUCAAUUAGUUUCAGUACUAUAUGAAUUAUUACUCCAUUGAUUUCCAAAAUACCAUUGUACUCAAGACGCCACUCAAUAGGCCACGAGUGAAAUGAACAACAUCAACCCUAAAAACAAUCUAAACCUAUAUUAUCACAAUUUUGAAAGUCUUGUUUGGAAGCAAACAAAUCUCAACUACAAAAUCCAGUGACUCAACAAUUUAUUGUUUUGAUUUUUCUUCAAUGUCUACAGAACUCACUUAAGUAUUAAAUCUUCAAACUAUUGUUGUCCAUUUCAUUUAAAACUGUUCAAACAGCUCACAAUAUUCAGUACUUUAUUAUUAUUCGGAACAUUUGUUUUUAGAGCAUUAAGGUUAAGCUGCUGUGUCUAUAGGUUGGUGGUCCGAAUAAUAACAAAUUAUUCAAUAUUCACUGGUUGCAGGGCCGUAUUUAGAUCCAAUGAGGCCCCCGGCGGCUUUCACCAGAGAGGCCCCUCUAUAUUCUGAUUCUUUUAAGGUUGGAACUAAGGGUUUAUAAGUACACAUGGAAUUGCUUCAACUUGAUGAAUUGAAUUGACCUAUUGUUUCCAACAAUCCGAUCGGCAAAAAGACCUAGGAGACUAGCUAAUAAGUAAGUCUAUUAAAUUUUUUUAAUAAUAAUAUUAGGGGUCUUAGGUUGGGGCCAGACAUUUUAAUUUCUUUCAGGUUGAGUAAAAAUGUUGACCUUCAGACAUCGGAUCAAUGGGGUAGUUUAAAAAAAUAAUUAAUUAAAAAUAUAAUAAUUGAUAUAGGCCUUCUAUAAUUGGUCUUUACAAAAUAAAUUAUAGUCACCGUUAACGGCGAAAUUGUAAAGAUCUCUUGCAGUCACGAAGGUUUCAACGUCUCCCGCGAUCGCGGUGAAACAGAUUAUCGACGAAAUAAAUUUGUCAAGAAAAAGAAAUUUAGGCCCCCUCCUAGGCCGAGACCCCCGGCACAGCUGUGUUCGCCAUUAGGGAAAUACGGCCCUGACUGGUUGUUUUUAUUGGUGUUUCAUUGUAAACGUCACCUUCUACCUUGUGUACUUUCUUUGUAAAUGUAAUGUAACUUGGAUCUUGUGUCUCUAUGUUUAAAGUUUAAAAUGUAUGUUUUAAACUAAGACUUGUGAUGUAUGUGAAGUUUAGCACCUGGGUGUUUAACUUAACUUUCUAGGGUGUUUCAGGCACAGCUGGUUAUUCAAAAUUUUCAUAUCUAUCAAUCUGUUUUUUGAUUGUGCACCAGUUUAUUUAUUUUUGUUAGUACUUGUAAUUUUAGUUUCAAAUACACACACUCACAAUUUAAUACAUGAAUAGUAUGUAGAGUCGACUAUAAGAUCUUAUUUUGGUGCUUUUUCUCUUAUUUCAUUACAUUGUAUAGCUUCCACAAUUUUGAGCUUGCUAGAUUUCGAGUUAGAUAGCAAUUUAAUAGGCAUAGCUUGAUCAAGUUGUCUGGGCAUUGAAAACUUUGAAUUAAAUAGAAUUAUUGAUAAAGAGAUUUUAAUUAAGUUAUACAAUACAAGUGACUCUCGCUCAUCUGGAUCGGCCUUGUCCGGAUCGGCAAAAAUUAUUUUUUUGUGGCACAUUACAGUAGAAUCCGAUUAUCCGAGCUAAACUGUAAAAAAGCUGUAAAAAUUAUUACCGGUGGAACUGCAUAUGCAAGGCUAUCAAUACUGUGGACCUGGAACAAAAUUGAAAAAAACGGCUAUAUACAGUACCGUAUUUGCUUGAAUCUCGAUAGUCCGGAUUUAUCCUAAUCCUGACCGUACGUCCGCCACAUUAGUUGGGAUGAGCGAGAGUCUACUGUACUUCUAAUUAGUUAUUUAAGAUUGACAGCUUAAAGUUACCCUAAUGUUUAGUGAUGAAAUGGCUUUAAUGACAAAGAAUUGUCUUCAAUAGGUGUUAUUUUUUGUACAGAUUUUUGAUUAUAAGGGCUGUCUGUAAAUUAUGGUCUCCUUCGUAAUUUCUGGUCAUGUGAUCUAGUUCAAUAUGAGACCGGUGCCAUGUUCUUUACUUUAUCCACAUCAAUUGGAGUUGGUUUCUGUUAACUGGCUAAGGAUUUCAAUGUUAGAUGACUCCCUUCCCACAAAGACCUUAUAGGAGAUUCAUACUUGACAGGACCAUUCACUUACAUUGCCAUCAACUACUACGAAAAACUAAUGGAUAUUGAAUGUAGGGAAUGAAGUAAAGAACAUUGUGUCGAUUUCAGAUUUUACCUAGCGACAGGGGCCCAAUGAAGACUUAAUUAAUGGACACCCUUUGUAAUUUAAAGGAUAGAGUAAAAACAGUAAUAUAAUCAAAAUGUAAGUUUCAGUCAUUUGUCUUCCACAGAAUACAAUCCUUAUCAAAUGUUAUGUCCUGUCAAGAUUACUCUGAACUAUAAACUAAUAAAUUAUUAGGACUAAUUUGUAACUACACAGAAAAACCCCAUUAACCGAAGUGAAAAAGGCAAAGCCGUGUUUCGGGUGACCUAUUUUUUCGAUUUAUCAUAAGAUAAAAAUUAAAGGCUUUUUCAGCUCAAAAUGAUCUACAACAGUUGUUUAUUUUGUUAUUUGAUCUGUCAUCUUAAAAUCUUCUAUUACUACAAAUUUGAUCACAGUGGACAUUUAUCGUUGUCGUGCUGGCCUCUUUGUUUGAUUUUUUAUUAUCGUUUGUUUGUUUUUUUAUAAACCUAGGUUUCAAUUUUACAAUAGUUCUGUUAAAAGGGGUUUUAUUGUAUUACUACCUGGGUUAGACAUUAGGUCUGAAAAUUCUAUUGAUUUGAGAAUAUCUGCAGUAAUCAAUUCUAUAAAAAAUCCAGUAUGAACAAAUCUUUACCGAUGAAUUUAUUUUUAUUUUACCCAUACCAUCACGAUCCCAAAAAUUAUGAAGUAAUUCUUAGUUAUCCUUUUUCUCAAAAUUCUUUAUUAGCCUAUUAGUCUAGUGUGUUAGCAUUGUGAUUGGCUUAACAUUUUAUUUUCUUGGAUCAAAUCGUGCUGAAUUCAUUAAACUAACAGAAGCUACUUUCUCAGCUAUUUUCCGUCAUUAACUUUCCUGAACAUUUAAUUGUGAUAUUGCCAAAAUGUCAUGGCUUGUAUGAGAUGUUUCAUGAAAAUAACACCAAAUAAAUUGUAAAUAUUCAUUGUUGGGCUAAUUUAAUUUAUUUGUAUGUAAAAUGUCCGUAAUCAGGAAAACAACUUCGCCGAUCGUAGAUUUAGAAUGUCAAGAAUUUGAAGGACAAUAUUUUUAGGAUAUAAACUACUGUGGGUAAUGACUAGAGCACCGGGAAGAAACGAUUGAAGGAAUUUUCAAAAACAGUUUAUCUCAGCUAUUCGACUGUGCCAGCUAGGUGUUUUUUGUUAACUGAGCAAAAACAUGGGUUGAACAAUGAGUUAUGCGUUUCAACCUUGAAAAUUUUGAUAGGACGAUUUCAAUUUUCAAUUUCUAAAAACUUUCGAUAAUGGUAGUAUUGAUUCUUGAUGCUUCGAAAGUUUGGAUUCAAUACAGAUUCAAGAAUCUUCCUGCAAUCAAGGCCAGCCGAGAUUAACUCUGGCCCAGACGUCAUUCGGGUAAUGUUAGAUAGUAACAAGACCAGGAUUAGAACUGUUCCCAUAGGCAAAAUGUAAAAAAUACCUCGAUGAUGACAAAAUUAUCAAACAUACCUUCAGAAAAAUUAAAAAAAUUCUUUCAAAAAGUUUCUAAUUUUCAAUGUCUACUAUUAAAUAUUGAAUGUGUAGGUAGAUAUUUAUUAUUCAUGAUUAAACCAAACAUACCACAAAAUCUUUCUUUGAAUAAUUUAGUAAAUUUCCCUAGUUAAUUGUAAACCAAUUUGUUUUUAUCCAUGAAGUAGGCCUAUCUUAACAUGGUCUAAAGUUGGGAUGGCGAGUGGAGACUGUUGACUUCACAACUCCACAUUGCUGCAGUGCUGUUCCUGUCACUUGUAUCUGUGCACUGAUCUGUUUUGUCCCUAAGGUCUGCUAAGACGUGUUGCAAAGGCAUUAGGAUUCUGCCAUAACCAGCUUAAAUGCCCUAACUAUUUGAGUGGUGGCCCUGUAUUUUUCCUAGCAACCAUUUUACAUUCCUUGCACUCAAGUCCGUUGCCCACAGUAGUUAACUUUCCCCUUAAAUUUGGUUUCCGGGAUGCAAUCUAAGAUUAAAAUGAUACUAAGAAUACUCAGAUGCAAGUCAGGAUUUGGUUGAAAUAUUUAAAAACAUUUUAAUCUCACCAAGAUCUUAUCUUUUUGGAACUUGUGUGUUUAGCAUUUUUGUAGCAAGUGAAGUAUGUAUUUUUGUAAACAUUACUUUUAACUUAAUCAAAUUUUCUUGUGUUUACCAUAACCUGUUCCUAUUAUGAUUUUAUGAAUUUGUUAAUUCAUCCAUUAGUAGAGAAUUUUGUAAAAAUUCUCUUUAACUAAUUUAGUUGAUCGUAAACUUAAAAUGUGUUAUUUAUAUGUAAAUAAAUACCAUCAUUCGUUGUACCUUUGACCACUAUUGCGAAGUAGACAUUCCAUGCCAGUUGUAAAGUUAUUGCCAGUUUACGAGUAAAUAUAAAUUAUUUCAACUGAGCCCCAAUUUGAGUAUGAUAUUGUUAAAUAUUUUAUUUAUAAUUAAUUAUUUCAAUCACUUAAAUUAUCCCAAAAUGAUAAGCAGCUUGAAAAAAAUAGUAUCUUUUAUACCGCCAACUAUUAUAGAAUGAAAAACUUUUUAGAAUAUGACAUCAUUACACACUACUUGAGAAGCUCAUUCACGUAUGUAUUUCUCUUUUGUGUAAGAAACUCGCGCUACAACUGGUUUGUAUAAUAUGGAAUCUCUAUUUCAGUGUCCAAAAGUCAAUGGUAUUAUGUAAAUAAUAAAAAUAAUAAAUAUGUAAUAAAAUUAAUUUUUAUUUUCAUAUGUCUAUUUUAUUAGAGAUUGGCAGUUAAAAGAAAACAUUUUUGCACAAAAAUUAUUUUAAGAAUAUUUGGUAAGGUAGCUUAUUGAAUUAGGUUUUACAUUUUGAAUUAGGUCUACUCUAAAGUUGUUAACUGUAAUUAUGUUAUAUGCACAGUUGAUUUAUUUUACAUUUUCUUUUGAACUGUUGAUAAAAAUAUAUUAAAGUGUGUUUGA